Argentina anserina (silverweed cinquefoil) is the source of this 1456-nucleotide messenger RNA. RefSeq lists its product as uncharacterized. Gene Ontology annotation, molecular function: oxidoreductase activity. Lineage: Eukaryota; Viridiplantae; Streptophyta; Magnoliopsida; Rosales; Rosaceae. The coding region runs from base 123 to 1223 and encodes 366 amino acids. The record is from RefSeq and is a predicted model, not a curated record. The transcript has 7 exons.
CCAAAACGCAGACACGUCUCGCUCCUCACGCUCACACUCCCCUCAAUUCCUUCUCUAUAAAAACCCUAAACUCCCUCUCUCUCUCUCUCUCUCUCUGAUGAUCCGACUCUGAUCGGAGAGUGAUGAUGCGGAUGCUGAGGUCACAUAUCAGCAGCACCUCAACCUUGGAGUCCAAUCACUCCAAGGUUGGGCUCCGCCACAUUGUCACCGCCUGCAGAGCCGUGGUGCUGCCGCGCUUCGGCGGGCCCGAGGUUCUCGAGCUCCGGCCCGUCGUUGACGUCCCUGAUCUCAAGCCCAAUCAGGUCCUCGUUCGCACUCGCGCCGUCUCCAUCAAUCCGCUUGAUACCAGAAUGCGGGCUGGCUAUGGUCGUUCAAUAUUUAGACCUCUUCUACCUCUUAUUCUGGGACGUGAUAUUAGUGGUGAAGUUGUAGCUGUGGGAGCUUCAGUUAAGGGACUUACUUUAGGGCAAGAAGUUUUUGGUGCAUUGCAUCCGACUGCUGUGAGGGGUACUUACACAGAUUAUGCAAUUCUUUCAGAAGAUGAACUUGCACCGAAACCAGCGUCAAUCACACAUGUGGAAGCAAGUGCCAUUCCAUUUGCUGCGUUGACUGCUUGGCGUGCUCUGAAAGGUACUGCAAGGAUAUCCGAGGGGCAAAGGCUGCUAGUAGUGGGUGGUGGAGGAGCUGUAGGUUUUGCUGCAAUCCAGCUUGCAGUAGCAGCGAGGUGCCAUGUUACUACUACAUGUGGAAGCCAAAGUAUAGAUAGAGUACUGGCAGCUGGUGCUGAGCAGGCUGUUGACUAUACCAGUGAGGACAUGGCAUUGACAAUAAAGGGGAAGUUUGAUGCUGUUUUGGACACCAUUGGUGGGCAAGAGACGGAAAGAACAGGCAUAAGUCUUUUAAAGAAAGGUGGACACUAUAUGACACUUCAGGGUGAGGCAGCAUCUUUGACUGAUAGAUAUGGAAUAGCAAUUGGGCUUCCAGUAGCAACUGCUGUUUUACUGAAGAAACAGAUCCAGUACCGGUCUUCUCAUGGAAUAGAGUACUGGUGGACUUUCAUGAGAGCCGACUCGGAAGGGUUACAUGAGAUAAGAACGCUAUCUGAAGCUGGCAAGUUGAACAUACCUGUGGAGAAAACAUUUCCCAUUUCCCAAGUGAGAGAGGCUCAUGCGGCAAAGGAGAAGAAACAGAUUCAUGGUAAAGUAGUGCUUGAACUUGACUGAAGAUAUGACAGUUCUUUAUCUUAGUUCUCGCAGGGUGAUCACUCUAAUUUGCCUUCCAUCUAUGUUGGUUGAUGCUCUUCACCAUUUGUUUUGAUAGAGGUACUACAUUCUAGGUCUUCUUAGUGCAAUAAUAACCAAGAGUUGUACAGGGGUCAAAAGUUCUCCUUUUAUAUCCGGUCUGCAAUCUGUAAAUGUUCAGUGAAUUCAGUUAGAAUGUUAGAUCUUUAUAAUGG